Molecule: messenger RNA, 1646 nt
Organism: Aricia agestis (brown argus)
Lineage: Eukaryota; Metazoa; Arthropoda; Insecta; Lepidoptera; Lycaenidae
Gene: byn
Product: T-related protein
Exons: 8
Coding region: 178-1551 (457 amino acids)
Biological process (GO): heart morphogenesis; positive regulation of DNA-templated transcription; mesoderm formation
Cellular component (GO): nucleus
Molecular function (GO): DNA-binding transcription factor activity, RNA polymerase II-specific; RNA polymerase II cis-regulatory region sequence-specific DNA binding
Source: RefSeq, a predicted model, not a curated record
UGCAGUUGGCACGUCAGCACUGAUUUGUGUAAUGUGACAAACGAGCCCCUAACUGGACUCCGUGUUAGAUAAUGCGUUACUGGAUGUAUAAACUACAGUGAAGUGCAGUGAACUGAUUGAUAUGUUAGUCUACUGAACGUUACAGUACGGAGUUACCUACUAAAUAUUUUCGUAAAAAUGGCGGCAUCGCAUAUCCUAAGCGCGGUGGAACCAACGGUCGGCGGCGGGGGAUCGCGCGCGGGCCGGGAAAGAGAAGUCAACGUGGCGCUGGACGAUAGAGAGCUGUGGGUCAGAUUCCAGACUCUGACCAAUGAGAUGAUUGUCACUAAGAAUGGACGACGGAUGUUUCCCGUUGUUAAGGUAACUGCUAGUGGGCUGGACCCGACGGCCAUGUAUACAGUACUGCUGGAGUUCGUGCAGGUGGACACACACCGCUGGAAGUACGUUAACGGCGAAUGGGUUCCUGGCGGGAAGGCUGAGGUGCCUCCCUCAAACGCCAUCUACAUACAUCCCGAGAGCCCCAACUUCGGAGCGCAUUGGAUGAAGGAGCCCAUAUCCUUCGCUAAAGUCAAACUUACGAAUAAAACCAAUGGAAAUGGCCAGAUAAUGUUAAACUCCCUCCACAAGUACGAGCCACGAGUACACUUAGUCAAAGUCGGGACGGACCUGCGCAGGAUCAUGACCUAUCCUUUCCCCGAAACUCAGUUCAUAGCAGUCACAGCGUAUCAGAACGAGGAAGUGACGUCACUGAAGAUCAAAUACAACCCGUUCGCGAAAGCUUUCCUCGACGCCAAAGAGAGACCAGAGGGGUACUACCAGAGAGAUUUCGUUGGAACACAUUACCCCCAGCAGAGUUCUUCGCCACAUCAGUAUCCACAAUUCGGUGGUUGGUUCGUGACGUCACAGUCGCUAUACGGCAGCAGCAACUCGUCGCGGCGGCCGGCGCCCUAUCCGCCGCGGUCGCCGUCACGACCGAGAACUCUCUCUCCUCCCUCAACAUACAGCAGCAGCGAGCGGUCGACCGUGGUCACCAACACCAACGGGAGCUACACGUGGGCGGGCAGCAGCGGCUACUGGAGCCAGGGCAACAGCUCACCGCAGCCCACUUCCUCCCCCGCCCCCUACCGCACGCCCCCCCACGCGUACGCCCCCGCCCCCAUAGAGUACACCCCGCCGGCGACCGUGCCCGCGACCGCCCCCGCCCCCUUAUACCCGCUGCAGUACGAGACUCCGGCGCAGCACUCCCCGUACUAUCAACACGCGUACGCCCCGUAUGCGCAUCAUACCAUUGAAGACAUCUCUUAUUGGCCCAAUAGCCUCAACACAUACGGUUACCAGCCCUCGGAAUACGUCGGUACCGGCGACGUAUACAGCUCAGAAGGUAUACCGUUCAGCUCGACUACACCCCUAGAAGCCACCACGUCAAACGAGCAUCGGUCCACGCCGACGUCGGAACACCAGCCCACGGAGAAGGAGUACAAGUUUAAUACGGAAGAAGACCGCCAUUCCCCCUGCGAAGCGUCUACACUCUCGCCUCGAUCCCCCCAGUGACAUACGAUAAAAGUUGGGGCUCAGACAGUAGCAAAACGAUAACGAAGUCAGAAAUUAAGGAAUGAAUGGGAUUAUGUGUAGCAGUGUAAUGGUAC